CACUAUGCCUCUUUCACAACUCGUCCUUCCGUCUUUUACCCUAGUCCUCAGCGAUUCGGUUACCCUGCGCGACUUCCAGCGCGCUCAGACUCGCGAAAUCCACAUUCCGGUUCAUGCUCCAUUGAGCGACGAGGAAUUCAUGCAUACGAUUGACCUCCGUGACACGACCCCAGCCUCAGCCUUCAUCACGUAUAAGUGCACCUACUAUCCCGAUCAAGACGCUGCGUCCCUGUUUGGCGACGAGAACGGCGAGGAACUUGCUUCAGAUGGGCACUUCUGGCGACGCUUGUUGUUGAAGGUUAAGGGCUUCGGAGGGAGGUUCUUCGCUGGCUUUCGCCGUUGGAUGGACCCUACUUUUCUCCGAUAAUUGCUUGCUCAGAUCUUGUUCUCGCUCCUUCUUGUCCCCUAUCUCAUCGCAUAGUCAAUGCUUUGUCGCGUCCUGUGUAGUAUUGCCCUGUUCCGUUGCACAAACAUCACUUCUCCUGCAUUUGUACCAUAUAU
Molecule: messenger RNA, 501 nt
Organism: Laccaria bicolor S238N-H82
Lineage: Eukaryota; Fungi; Basidiomycota; Agaricomycetes; Agaricales; Hydnangiaceae
Exons: 4
Coding region: 5-367 (120 amino acids)
Source: RefSeq, a predicted model, not a curated record